CUUCCGGUCAGCGCGGGAGUUGGAGCUUGGCUGUCGGGUUCCGCACGUCGAAGCUGCUAGAAGGCAGUGGGAGGCCUCCUCUUUCCCAUUGGGAACCCGGCCCUCAGCGGUGGCACCCUCGGGUAGGAUUCCAGGAGGGCUACAAGCUAGUGACAGAUGCGGGUAAAGGAUCCAUUCUCCCAGCGUAAUGGUGAAAUGACAAAGAAAAGCAGAAGGCCUGAAAAACAUCAAGAUGAAGAUUCAUCUGAUGAAGUCUCCAGCUCUGCCUGCCAGCAUAUUGGCAGAGCAGUAGAUCUAAUCCAAGUGAAGAAGGCAGUUACUCAGAACCACUGGUCAGUUUGUGCAGAGUGUGCCAAAAGUUUGAAAGUACAUGACGAUGAGCCUGAUGUUUCAUCAAAUGUUUGGAUGUGUCUGAAAUGUGGUUACCAGGGUUGCAGUCAAAGCUCACAAGGUCAGCAUUCUUGGAAGCAUUUCCAGACUACUCGCUUGGACCCACACUGUAUUGUGAUCAGUUUGGAUACGUGGACUGUUUGGUGCUAUGAGUGUGGUGAGGCAUUAAUACCAUGCAAUAAAAAGGUUCUUGCUCAUUUGCUGGAUUUUCUGCAAAAGCAUGCUACUAAGACCCGUUCAGGUUCGAAUUCUAAAUCGAUGAAGGUUCGAGAUGAAAAUACAGAUAGCAGUGAAACUGUGAGAGGAAAACACGUGGCUAUUCCAGUCAAAGGACUAUGCAAUUUAGGAAACACUUGCUUCUUUAAUGCUGUUAUGCAAAACGUGGCUCAAACCCAUUUACUUGGCGACUUUAUGCAUGAGAUGAAGGAAAAGGGGACAAAGCUGAAGAUCUGUCCACCCACAGAGUCAAAUUUGGAUCCAUUGAUGAUAAUACUCCCUAGCCCUGGAUCUUUGACCUCAGCUGUGUAUUUAUUCCUUCAUAGUAUGAAAGAAGCAGGAAAAGGACCAUUGGUUCCAAGAAUACUUUUCAGUCAGUUAUGUCAGAAAGCUCCACGUUUCAGGGGGUUCCAGCAGCAGGACAGCCAAGAAUUGCUUCACUAUUUGUUGGAUGCCAUGCGGAUUGAAGAAACUAAGCGAAUACAGAGUGCUAUCUUGAAAGCCUUCAACAGCCCAACGGUCAAAACUGCUGAUGAGGAGACAAAACGAAAAGUAAAAGUAUAUGGCAGAGAAGGUGUGAAGAUGAAUUUUAUCGACCAGAUUUUUGUUGGAGAGCUGAUAAAUACUAUCAUGUGUGAAGAGUGCUCACACAUUUCAACUCUUAAAGAGCCAUUUAUUGACCUUUCACUUCCUAUUAUUGAAGAAAGGGCAGCCAAACCAGUGCCAUCAGGGAAAAUAAGUAAAAAUCAGAAAGCAAAAGAUACAGAAAAUGAGGAAAAUAUCUUGGCUUCAAGUAAACAGGACACUCCUGUUACAUCUAUUACCUCAAUCAAUCAUAAACCAAAGAGUUCUAAGAAACCAACUUCAACAAAGUACAUGCAGAGUCAUGCAAAGAAGCAAAGGGUGAAGGAAAUGAAGAGAUCAACAUAUGACGAUGAUGAUGAUAAUGAUGAUGAUGCAAGGAAUUGGCGAGCUUCUGCUGAACAAUGUAAUGGACACCAAGAGGAGGAGAGUAACAUGUCACUUUGUUGCCCUAAUCUAUUAGAAGUCAAUAACUUUAGUCAGUCAGAAGGUAGUGAUAAAGAUGGAAAUCAGUCAGAUGGAAGCAACGAUGCAGACAGCGAAGCGUCAGAGACUGAGAAUCCUUCAAAACCCGUUGAGCCCCUGAGUUACAGCACUAAUUCCAAAUUUGAUUUGACAACUGUCAACCACAAACUGUCGAACAGUAAUUUCGUGCAAACUAAACAAGCAGAGUUCAAUUGUAAUGACUCUAUUUCCAGCGCAGUAUCAAAACUCAACCUUGGUAGUACCAAAAAUGAAAGUCUAAUAAUUGAUUCUGUUUAUGAGGAACAGACAGAUUGUGUUUCAUCCAGCAUUCAAGACCCAAAAGAAAGAUCUGUAAUUUCAAAGAAAACAGUUACAGCAUUUCAAACACUGUCCCAGAGCUAUGAAGCCAGACCGAAGGAAUGUUCUCUCCAGUCCUGUCUUAGCCAGUUCACAUCUAUAGAUCUCCUAAUAGGUAACAACAAGCUGUUAUGUGAAAAAUGUACGGAGAAAAGACAGAAACAACACAAGAAACCAUAUUCAGCAGAGAAGAAAUCAGAACAUAUGUAUACAAAUGCUCGCAAGCAAAUGUUGAUUUCUGCAGUCCCACCUGUAUUAAAUCUUCACCUUAAAAGAUUCCACCAGACAGGUUUGAGUUUGCGGAAAAUUAAUAGGCAUGUGGAUUUCCCUUUAGUGCUGGAUUUGGCACCAUUCUGUUCAUCCAACUGCAAGAAUGUUGGAGAGGGAAACAAAGUGCUCUACAGUUUGUAUGGAGUAGUUGAACACUCUGGCUCAAUGCGUGGAGGGCACUAUACAGCAUAUGUGCAAGUCAGAGCAGCCAACAAAAAAUUAUCUGAGCAUAUUUCUGGAAACAAGAAUAUCCCAGGUUUCAGAGAUGUUGGAGCACCACCAGGGCAGUGGGUUUAUGUCAAUGACACCCAUGUACAGAUAGUUCCUGAAGCCAGAGUACUCAAUGCUCAGGCCUAUCUAUUGUUCUAUGAACAACUUUUAUAAAAGCAUUAUUUGGAAAGUGUACUGUAAUGGAACAGGCUUGUAACACUCUACUUUGUAACAAUCCAUGUGGCUUCUCCAAACCUGUUAUUUAUUACAAUCAGUUACAAGGACAUCACGAUCAAAAUUUAUUGCAACCAGUCGUAAAAUUAAAUGCAAAAAAAAUGAAUGUUUGUAAAUUCAGUGAAAAAGGAUGUUACUUACAAAUGAUACCUAUAAUACUUCAUUGUUUUUUUCCCCAGAUUUAUAGUUUGACUUACUGAAAUGCAGGCAUUUUCAUUAAGGUCAUUUUCAUUUGACAAAUCUUUUUCAACUUCAAAAAGAUGCUGCUUUGAUUUCAUUUGGAAAGACAAUGACCAUGCACGUUCAAAAGUGAGGAAGAUUACUCUCUAUGUAUUAGAGUAGAAACAAUUAUAUUCUCAUGUUUUAUUAGUGAUGAUAUUUACUAUCAAAGACGGAAAUAAGAGCAAUGGGCAUAUCGACUGACAUAUUGAGUAAUUAUGAGUUAUUAUCUGACAGAUUUAUUUUUUUAAAUGGAGAUAAUUUUGUUCAUUGGAAACCCAUCUCACUUCAUGCUAUGUUUACUUUGCAGUGCAUUGCAUGAUAAAACCAUUGCCACAAAUUUUGAAUCUUAAAACAUAGUGGUGCCCAAGAAUGAAUGGAACCUGAGGAAUUUUGUACAUUUGGAAUGUUAUCUGCGUUAAUUCCCACAAAACAUAAUAUCAGAAAGGCACACUGAUGCUUGAUGCACUGAGGGUCUCUUUCGGUACCCAUACAUUUCUUUAUGGAUUUAACUUGCACAGUUUCACCAUGCCAUUUAACUUAUGUAUUUUUGCCCCUAAUCUUUAUUGAUGCUUGCUAUGAUAAACAUGUUUCAUGCUCAAGCACAUUUUAAUAAAUAAUUAUCUCCUA
This is a messenger RNA of Carcharodon carcharias (great white shark), 3573 nucleotides long. RefSeq names its product ubiquitin specific peptidase 45 (gene usp45). The record is from RefSeq and is a predicted model, not a curated record. Bases 157 to 2664 code for a protein of 835 amino acids. Gene Ontology annotation, molecular function: zinc ion binding; cysteine-type deubiquitinase activity. The transcript has 18 exons. Lineage: Eukaryota; Metazoa; Chordata; Chondrichthyes; Lamniformes; Lamnidae. Gene Ontology annotation, biological process: protein deubiquitination.